This is a messenger RNA of Salpingoeca rosetta, 3365 nucleotides long. RefSeq names its product DEAD/H box polypeptide 3. NCBI's taxonomy places the organism in Eukaryota, Choanoflagellata, Craspedida, Salpingoecidae. Gene Ontology annotation, cellular component: nucleus. The transcript has 6 exons. The coding region runs from base 101 to 2233 and encodes 710 amino acids. Gene Ontology annotation, molecular function: RNA helicase activity; ATP binding; RNA binding. The record is from RefSeq and is a predicted model, not a curated record.
ACAGAAUCCCUUCAAGACUCUUCUCCUCGCAUCUUCUUCUUCUCUCAUCUUUUCAACUUCCCCCAUUUCAGCCAAACACAUCACACAACAAACGUCCAAGAUGGGUGAUCCACAGAGCCUUGGCCAGCAGCUUGCUGACAUGACCCUUGGUCCCAACGGCGGACACGCCCAAGUCCCCAUGUCCAAACCGCCAAACCGGUACGUUCCUCCCCACCUGCGCCAUCAGGCCGCGCCACCGCCGCAGAUGCAAAUGCAGGCGCAGAUGAUGAUGGCUCCACCACACGCGCCUCCUCAGGGCCAGCCCCAGCAGGUGUGGGCUGCGCCGCCUGUUGACCAGCGGCAGAUGUACGCUGCGCCCCCGCAGCACCAGCCCGCGCCCGGCGCCGUCUACCAGCCGCCUCACGGCGGUGGCUGGAACACAGGCGGCAGCUGGGGUGGCUACCAGCAGCAACCGCGUGGCGGUUACGAUCGCUUUGGUCGUGGCGGCGGCUACUCCCGCGGCUUUGGCGGCGGCGGUCGCGGUCGCGAUCGUGGGGGUGACCGUUUUGGUCGCCCAGGCGGCUACGGCCGACGCGGAGGCCGCGGUUUCUCCUCGCAGUACGACCGCCCCGGCGAGGACUGGACGGAGAUGCUCCCUGCCGACGAGCGCCUCGAAGGCGAGCUGUUCAGCGGCCAGCUGACAGGCAUCAACUUUGACAAGUACGACGACAUUCCCGUCUCCGCCACCGGCACCGAGGUUCCGGAGCCCGUGUCGGACUUUUUCGACUGCGGCCUGGCGGAUGUGGUGACCAACAACCUGCGCCUGGCUGGCUACACCAAGCCCACGCCCGUGCAGAAGUACUCCAUCCCCAUUGUGACUGCCCGCCGCGACCUCAUGGCGUGCGCCCAGACGGGUUCCGGCAAGACAGCCGCUUUCCUCGUCCCCAUCAUCAGCCGCGUGCUGGAGACGGGCCCUGUGGAGGUCCCAGAGACGGCCCGCCGCAUGGAGGGCAAGCAGUUCCCCGUGUGCCUCAUCCUCGCCCCAACGCGCGAGCUGGCCUCGCAGAUUUUCGCCGAGGCGCGCAAGUUCGCCUACCGCGCCAAGAUCCGCGCCUGCUGCGUGUACGGCGGCACGGACUUCCGCAGCCAGUUCCGCGACCUGCAGCGCGGCUGCCAGGUGCUGGUUGCCACCCCCGGCCGCCUUGUCGACCUGCUCGAGCGCGGGCGCAUCGGCAUGGACGCCAUCCGCUUCCUCGUGCUCGACGAGGCCGACCGCAUGCUGGACAUGGGCUUUGAGCCCCAGAUCCGCCGCAUUGUCGAGCAGGACACCAUGCCCCCACCCGGCGUGCGCCAGACGCUCAUGUUCUCCGCCACCUUCCCCAAGGACAUCCAGGUGCUCGCGCGCGACUUCCUGCACGACUGCGUGUCCAUCUCCGUGGGGCGCAUCGGCUCCACCACGGAGAACAUCUUCCAGAAGGUGUACUGGGUGCAGGAGCACGAGAAGCGCCAGACGCUGCUGGACCUCAUCUCCGCCGCCAGCGAAAAGGAGCUCGUCCUCGUCUUUGUCGAGACGAAGCGCGGUGCCGACGCCCUGGAGGACUUUCUCAUCCACCAGCAGUUCCCGGCCUCGUCCAUCCACGGCGACCGCACCCAGGAGCAGCGCGAGCGCGCCCUGGCCAGCUUCCGCGACGGCUACACGCCCAUCCUCGUCGCCACCGCCGUCGCUGCCCGCGGUCUCGACAUCCCCAACGUCAAGCGCGUCAUCAACUUUGACCUGCCCUCGGACAUUGACGAGUACGUGCACCGCAUUGGCCGCACGGGCCGCGUCGGCCACAAGGGCCAGGCCAUCUCCUUCUUCAACGACAAGAACGCCAACGUCGCCCGCGACCUGCUCGACACGCUGCGCGAGUGCAAGCAGGAGGUCCCCGACUGGCUGGAGGACUUUUCCCGCCGUGCCCGCGGUGGUCGUCGUGGCGGCGGCGGGCGCCGGGGCGGUCGCAGCGGUGGACGCGGCCGUGGUGGCGGUCGCGACUACGGCAGCCGUAACGGCGGCGGCGGCGGCGGCUUCAGUGGUGGCUAUGGCGGCGGCAACUUUGGCGGCCCAAGCUACGGUGGCGGUUUCGGCGGUCCCAGCUACGGCGGCGGUCGCGGUUUUGAUGCCCCACGCUAUCCAAGCGGCGGCAACGCCAGCAGCGGUAGCAGCUACAUGCCUCGCCAGCCCCAGCCCGCCUCCUCGGGCAAGGACUGGUGGUAAACCACGCAGCCGUGGCGGGUUGGCGCUCCACGAUGCCACCUCUGGUGCGCUGUAGUGUAACUCCCCCUCCCCACCGACCUUGUUUUCAUCUGGAAUCUGUUUUGUUUGUUUUUGUUCCUCGUUGUGCGAUCACGUGACAGACCCCCUUCCAUCGCCACCCAUCCUUCUUGUUGUGAAUGUUUGUUGACUUUCUCUCUCUCUCUUGUUUUUGUGUUGUGUUGUUUGUUUCCCUCCCCUUCCUAUAGCCAUGUCCAGGGAUUGUUGUUUGAGAGGUUUUGUUCUUCUUGUUUGUCUCUGUUCCUUCUGACACGCGGUGACGGCGCCAAGGUGUUGGAUGUUGUGUUUUCCUGUUUGUGCCGAUGUUUGGGUUUCCUUCGUCUUGCGCCCGUUGCUGUCGUUUGACUGCGUCCGCCGCCGUGUGUUACCGACACCCUAAGCUCUUUUUAUCUUCUUGCCCGCCACAGUCGCUGGCAUUGCGCCUCGUACUUGCUGCUAUUCACUCUCUCGUUAGCUUGAUUAGGUGUGCCGCAGCGCGUGUUGUCUCGUCUCUCUCCACACGAGCAACACUGCUGCUGCUGCGUCACACAUGCACCCAUGAGGCGUGGUGCUUCUUUCCUCUCGUCAUUUUAUUCGAUUGUUAGGCUGUGGCAUGCGAGAUGCUGCUCCGUGCUCUCUCCUCUUCUUCCGAGAAGGCACUAGGUAUGGAGCGUCAGUGUGUGGGGUGUUGUGCCGUUUCCUCUCCCUUUUCUCUUUUGGGUGUUGUUUGCCCGUCCAUUGUGUCGCUUGUUGUCCUCUUCAUUUGACGUCUGGUCUGUCCCUUGCGUUGCCCUUCUCAACAAAGCCCGUCUGUCACUUUCGUUGGUCUGUCGUUGCAUCCUUUGUUUGUUUCGUUGUUUCGUUUGCGUGUUGGUGUUGUUGUGUGCGUUUGCACGGUGGGUUGUUGUGGCCGAGAGCGUGUUGCACGCCCCUUCUUGCCCUCCACAACUCCUCCUCGUCAUGCCCUCUCCCCUGUUGUAGCGUCUUUCACUCCCUUGACAGACAGAUGCAGCAUGGGAUUCGCUCAUGUGCGCGCCCACCGUUUGGUCGUGAUUUUGCUUGUGCUCGUCGCCAUAAACAAUUGUUUGUUCGUCUA